GAUUUCACUGGAGAAAGAAGUAGAUAUUAGACUGUACGGCUAGUAUUGUUCAAUACCAGUCCUAAUUGCAUCCUCCAAAAGAACUAAUAAAGCAAAUCCAUUUUUAUGGUUAAAGCAACUAUGGAGAUAAUUACACCGGAAGUCACUAUUUGUCUCCUUUCUAUUACGGAAGUGGGCGUGAAUAACAGCCACAUUCAGCAGCAUCACAGCAUCGCAGUAGACGUCUGUAAUUAAUCACUGCAACCUAUUUAUUUACGAUUUAAAUACAUGCAGAUCAGCUUUAUUUCAUCUUUAUCUCAGCGAGAUACAAAUGUGUACAGCUGCAUCCCUUAGCUGUUAAGAGCCCUUGGAAAUAUGAGCCAAACGUCAGAGCCUUCAGCUGAUGCUGCUGUGACUGAAGCUCCAGUUUCUCAGUCUGAAACCAAGCAAUCACCAGCAGGGAAGAAACAAAAAAAGAAAGCGGAAGAAGUGGUGGAGGAAGAAGAAGAGGAGUAUGUUGUGGAGAAGGUUCUGGAUCGGCGCGUGGUGAAGGGAAGAGUGGAGUAUCUCCUCAAGUGGAAAGGCUUUUCUGACGAAGACAACACCUGGGAACCAGAGGAAAACCUAGACUGUCCUGACCUCAUAGCAGAAUUCCUUCAGUCACAGAAAACGGCUGAAUCUGGAGGCAAGAGGCGGGCCGAGUCAGACGGAGAUGGAAAGGAGACGAAAAAGCGCAAGGAUGAGCCUGAGAAACUCAGAGGUUUUGCACGUGGUUUGGAUCCUGAGAGGAUUAUUGGUGCUACAGACUCAAGUGGAGAACUCAUGUUCCUCAUGAAAUGGAAAAACUCUGAUGAAGCUGAUCUAGUACCAGCCAAGGAGGCGAAUGUAAAGUGUCCACAAGUGGUCAUCUCCUUUUACGAGGAACGCCUCACCUGGCAUUCAUACCCCACUGAAGAGGAAGAGAAGAAGGAUGACAAAAACUAGACAAAAAAAAAAAAAAAAAAAAAGAUGUAAAGGACAGUCAAUAUCAGUGGUGGCCAUUGAUAUGCUUGUUUCGUUCUUCGUUCUUCGUUUUUUUUUUUUUUUUUUUUUUUUUUGAAGAUGGCAAAGGAAAGUUGUCAGAAACUAAUUUGUAAACAGCAAAAG
Molecule: messenger RNA, 1125 nt
Organism: Cyprinus carpio (common carp)
Lineage: Eukaryota; Metazoa; Chordata; Actinopteri; Cypriniformes; Cyprinidae
Product: chromobox protein homolog 1-like
Biological process (GO): negative regulation of transcription by RNA polymerase II; chromatin organization
Cellular component (GO): nucleus; pericentric heterochromatin
Molecular function (GO): chromatin binding
Source: RefSeq, a predicted model, not a curated record